This is a messenger RNA of Trachemys scripta elegans, 3907 nucleotides long. It is a transcript of the gene CDH11, whose product is annotated as cadherin 11. Gene Ontology annotation, molecular function: cadherin binding; calcium ion binding. The transcript is spliced from 13 exons. Gene Ontology annotation, cellular component: catenin complex; adherens junction; plasma membrane. Gene Ontology annotation, biological process: cell-cell junction assembly; multicellular organism development; adherens junction organization. Bases 709 to 3087 code for a protein of 792 amino acids. NCBI's taxonomy places the organism in Eukaryota, Metazoa, Chordata, Testudines, Emydidae. The record is from RefSeq and is a predicted model, not a curated record.
CCUGGCGGCUGGCAGCCACCCCUCCGGGGCAGCUGGACAGAAGGACGGGGCUCCGGGCUCCUCCUCAGAGCUUCCCACGCCCAGCGCCCGGGGAGGAAUCGCCCUUGGGAGGGAAGAGAAGAGCCCGGGAAGAAGCAGGAGCCUCCAGCCUAUUCCUUCCUCUAACCCUGCUUCGCUCCCCCUCGCUCUUCCUCCCUCCCUCCCUCCUCCCGUCCCCUCCUUCCCCCGCUUCUAAUUCCUGCCGCUCGCUCCGAGCCUCAUUCAGCCGCCGCCGCCAGUGGAGUGUAAUAGGCUGAGGAUGCCGCUGUGUCUGUUCAGUGUCUAGUUGUGAAUGGGACUUGCCUCCUCGCCCUCCGCCGCAGGUGACCAAGGGAAGCAGCCAGCCCGGCUGGACUCCCAGCAAGAGCUGAAAUAUCGGAUAAGUGGCAACACAAAAUUUAAAUCUGCAUUGUCAACACGGACUCAUUAAGUGGCCAUUCAAAUGGGUGGAAUAUGUUACAUAAAUUGGCAACAAGUUUCCAGUGGGUAAAGCAAUUAAGCUGGGAACCUGCCGAGCAUUAAAGUGAUGCACUUAAUGAGAGGUGGCAUCCUAUAUGCAGAACAUUACAUCUGAAGUUUUCCAGUAGCUCCAAGGUUCUUAUUUCAGAGGUGGCUCUGGGUGGAAGGAGUAGAUUCUCGAAUACUCCUGUGCCUAUAAAUUAACCAAAAAUGAAGGAGGACAGUUGUUUACAUGCUGCUCUUAUCUGCCUGGGCAUGCUAUAUUACAGCCAUGCCAUGUCUACAGAAAAACUUAACCAUUUAAGGCCGUCACUCCAUGGUCACCAUGAAAAAGGAAAAGAAGGGCAAGUUCUGCAUCGUUCAAAAAGAGGCUGGGUGUGGAAUCAGUUCUUUGUAAUAGAAGAGUACACAGGACCAGAUCCUGUACUAGUUGGCAAGCUUCAUUCAGAUAUCGAUUCUGGAGAUGGAAACAUUAAAUACAUUCUCUCAGGUGAAGGCGCAGGAAUCAUUUUUGUUAUUGAUGACAAAUCAGGGAACAUCCAUGCAACAAAGACACUGGACCGAGAAGAGAGAGCUCAGUAUAUUCUAACGGCACAAGCUGUAGACAGAAAUACUAACAGACCUUUGGAACCACCCUCUGAAUUCAUUGUGAAAGUUCAAGAUAUAAAUGACAACCCACCUGAGUUCCUACACGAAAACUAUCAUGCGAAUGUGCCAGAGAGGUCCAACGUGGGUACAUCAGUUAUUCAGGUAACCGCUUCGGAUGCUGAUGAUCCUACCUAUGGGAACAGUGCCAAACUGGUUUACAGUAUUCUUGAAGGUCAGCCCUACUUCUCCGUGGAAGCACAAACAGGUAUUAUUAGAACUGCUCUUCCCAACAUGGACAGAGAAGCUAAGGAAGAAUAUCAUGUUGUAAUACAGGCAAAAGAUAUGGGAGGACAUAUGGGAGGACUCUCAGGGACAACCAAAGUGACAAUUACACUUACUGAUGUCAAUGACAAUCCACCAAAGUUCCCACAGAGUGUGUACCAGAUGUCAAUAUCAGAAGCAUCCAUACCAGGGGAAGAAGUAGGACGACUGAAGGCCAAAGAUCCAGAUAUUGGAGAAAAUGGCUUAGUGACUUACAGCAUCAUUGAUGGCGAUGGUGUGGAGAUGUUUGAAAUUACUACAGAUUAUGAGACUCAGGAAGGUGUUGUAAAGCUUAAGAAGCUCCUAGAUUAUGAAACCAAAAAGUCCUACAGUCUGAAGGUAGAGGCAGCCAAUGUACAUAUUGAUCCUAAGUUCAUCAGCAAUGGACCAUUCAAGGAUACUGUAACUGUAAAGGUAGCAGUUGAGGAUGCUGAUGAGCCCCCCAUAUUUUUAGCACCAAGUUAUAUUCUUGAAGUACAAGAGAAUGCGGCAGCUGGUGCUGUUGUUGGGAGAGUACAUGCCAAAGACCCUGAUGCUGCAAAUAGUGCUAUAAGGUAUUCAAUUGAUCGUCACACUGACCUUGAAAGAUAUUUUAGUAUCAGUCCAGAAGAUGGUUACAUUAAGACCAUAAAAACUCUGGAUAGGGAAGAAAUUGCUUGGCAUAAUAUCUCUGUCUUUGCAACUGAAGUCUACAACCGACAUCAGGAAGCCAAAGUUCCUGUAGCAAUUAAGGUCCUUGAUGUCAAUGACAAUGCUCCAAAAUUUGCAUCAACCUAUGAAGCAUUUAUUUGUGAAAAUGGUCAGAGCAACAAGGCAUUUAUUACAAUUACUGCUGAUGACAAGGAUGAUGCAGCCAAUGGACCGAGAUUUAUCUUCAGUUUACCACCUGAAAUUAUUCACAAUCCAAAUUUUACGCUCAUAGACAACAGAGAUAAUACAGCGGGUAUUUAUGCUAGACGUGGUGGCUUUAGUCGACAAAAGCAGGAUUUAUACCUUCUUCCUAUUGAAAUAAGUGAUGGUGGAAUCCCUCCAAUGAGCAGCACCAAUACCCUCACUAUUAGAGUCUGUGGCUGUGACAGCAAUGGUUCCAUGCUCUCAUGUAAUGCUGAAGCUUACAUCCUCAAUGCUGGACUUAGCACCGGAGCUUUAAUUGCCAUUCUCGCUUGCAUUGUGAUUUUGUUAGUCAUUGUAGUGUUAUUUGUAACACUGAAAAGGCAGAAGAAAGAACCUUUAAUUGUUUUUGAAGAAGAAGAUGUCCGAGAGAACAUUAUAACUUAUGAUGAUGAAGGUGGUGGAGAGGAAGACACUGAAGCCUUUGACAUUGCUACUUUGCAGAACCCUGAUGGCAUCAAUGGGUUUAUUCCUCGUAAAGACAUAAAACCCGAGUAUCAGUAUAUGCCAAGACCAGGGCUUCGGCCAGCUCCUAACAGCGUUGAUGUUGAUGAUUUCAUCAACACAAGAAUACAAGAGGCUGAUAAUGAUCCAACUGCUCCUCCUUAUGACUCUAUUCAGAUCUAUGGCUAUGAAGGAAGAGGCUCAGUGGCUGGUUCACUUAGCUCGUUAGAAUCGGCGACUACAGAUUCUGAUUUGGACUAUGACUAUCUACAAAACUGGGGACCUCGUUUUAAGAAACUAGCAGACUUGUAUGGUUCCAAAGACACUUUUGAUGAUGAUUCUUAACAAUAAAGUUAAAAAUUUGGCCUUAAGAACUGUGUCUGAUGUUUUGAAGAAUCCAGAAGAAAUGUAAGCAGGUAUUUUUUUAAAAAUCAAGAAAAGGCUCAUUAAAACAUUUAAGUUUGACAAAGAGGAUUCCUUUAAUAAUAAUGAAAAGGACAUAAAAGUGGUAAAUACUGUGAAGUACCUUUUCUUACAAAAGGCAAAUAUAGAAGUUGGUUAUCAACUUCACUAGAGAAAAAAAACCACUUGUGAAGUACAAAAUAUUUAAGGGAAGGAAAAUUCUAAAAGUGAACCUACAAAUGAGGGAAAUCUUUUAUGUAUUAUGAACAUCUAAAUCUUUUAUGUCAAAGAAGCUUCCACACGUUAGAAAAAGAUAACAGUUCUGAGCUGUAAUUUCGCCUUAAACUAUGGACACUCGUAUAUGUAGUGCAUUUUUAAACUUGAAAUAUAUAAUAUUCAGCCAGCUUAAACCCAUAUGAUGUAUGUACAGUACAAUGUACAAUUAUAAUGUCUCUUGAGCAUCAAACUUGUUACUGCUGAUUCUUGUAAAUCUUUUUGCUUAUACUUUCAUCUUGAACUAAUACGUGCCAGAUAUAAAACUCUGUCUUGUUGCAGUGGGAGGCGCCCUAUUUCUAUGUCAUUUUUAAUGUAUCUAUUUGUACAAUUUUAAAGUUCUUAUUUUAGUAUACAUACAAAUAUCAGUAUUCUGACAUGUAAGAAAUGUUACAGCAUCACACUUAUAUUUUAUGAACAUUGUACUGUUGCUUUAAUAUGUGCUUCAAUAUAAGAAGCAGACUUCGAAAUAAAAUGAUUCUUUUUUUAA